Neohortaea acidophila is the source of this 438-nucleotide messenger RNA. RefSeq names its product clathrin coat assembly protein ap17. Gene Ontology annotation, biological process: protein transport; clathrin-dependent endocytosis. The record is from RefSeq and is a predicted model, not a curated record. Bases 1 to 438 code for a protein of 145 amino acids. The transcript is spliced from 2 exons. Gene Ontology annotation, molecular function: clathrin-cargo adaptor activity. NCBI's taxonomy places the organism in Eukaryota, Fungi, Ascomycota, Dothideomycetes, Mycosphaerellales, Teratosphaeriaceae. Gene Ontology annotation, cellular component: intracellular membrane-bounded organelle; AP-2 adaptor complex.
AUGGCCAUCUCCUUCAUUCUCAUCCAAAACCGGCAAGGCAAGACCCGCCUAGCAAAAUGGUACGGCGCGUACAACGACGACGAGAAGAUCAAGCUGAAAGGCGAAAUCCACCGCCUCGUCGCCCCACGCGACCAAAAACACCAAUCCAACUUCGUCGAGUUCCGGGGCAGCAGCAAGAUCGUCUACCGGCGGUACGCCGGGCUCUUCUUCUGCGCAUGCGUCGACGCCAACGACAACGAGCUGGCAUAUUUGGAGGCAAUACACUUUUUCGUCGAGGUGCUCGAUCAGUUCUUUGGGAAUGUGUGUGAGUUGGACUUGGUGUUUAAUUUCUACAAGGUGUACGCGAUUCUGGAUGAGGUCUUUCUCGCAGGCGAGAUACAGGAGACUUCGAAGCAGGUGGUGCUUACGCGGCUGGAACACCUUGACAAGCUGGAUUGA